This is a messenger RNA of Naumovozyma dairenensis CBS 421, 1392 nucleotides long. RefSeq names its product mitochondrial processing peptidase (gene MAS1). The transcript has a single exon. Lineage: Eukaryota; Fungi; Ascomycota; Saccharomycetes; Saccharomycetales; Saccharomycetaceae. The record is from RefSeq and is a predicted model, not a curated record. Gene Ontology annotation, cellular component: mitochondrion. Gene Ontology annotation, molecular function: metal ion binding; metalloendopeptidase activity. Bases 1 to 1392 code for a protein of 463 amino acids.
AUGUUUUCUCAAACUUUAAAGAACGUGAGAUCUUCCACGAUCAUUAAAAGGUUUCUAAAACAAGCAGCUACUCCGUCAACAAGAACAUCGGUCUUACCAAAUGGUCUAACAGUCGCCACUGAAUGGAUGCCCAACACUUCAUCUGCUACAGUGGGUAUCUUCGUGGAUGCCGGUUCCAGGGCAGAGAAUGAGAAAAACAACGGGACAGCACAUUUCCUCGAACACUUGGCUUUCAAGGGGACCAAAAAUAGGUCACAAAAGGGUAUUGAGUUAGAAAUUGAGAAUAUUGGAUCUCAUUUAAACGCAUAUACCUCUAGAGAAAAUACAGUUUAUUACGCGAAAUCAUUGAAAGAAGACAUUCCAAAAGCUGUGGAUAUCUUGAGCGAUAUCUUAACGAGAUCUGUCCUCGAUCCAGAAGCCAUUGAAAGAGAACGUGAUGUCAUUAUUAGAGAAAGUGAAGAAGUGGAUAAAAUGUAUGAUGAAGUCGUGUUCGAUCAUCUUCAUGAAGUAACAUAUAAGGAUCAACCAUUAGGUAGAACCAUCUUGGGUCCAAUCAAAAAUAUACAAUCUAUCACUAGAGAUGAUUUAAGCAAAUAUAUUACGGAUAAUUAUAAAGGUGAUAGAAUGGUAUUGGCCGGAGCAGGCGCUGUGGAUCAUGAGAAGUUAGUGGAAUAUGCACAAAGAUGUUUUGGACACUUGGGAAAAUCCACUUCACCAGUACCCUUAGGCUCUCCUAGAGGUCCAUUGCCCGUGUUUAACAGAGGAGAAAGAUUAAUUGAAGAAAAAACUUUACCAACAACACAUAUUGCCAUUUCAUUAGAGGGUGUUUCUUGGUCAGCUCCUGAUUAUUUCAUUGGUCUCGCAACACAAGCAAUAAUUGGUAAUUGGGAUAGAGCCCUAGGUGCCGGAACAAAUUCUCCAUCUCCAUUGGCCGUGGCAGCUUCCAAUAAGGGAAUAUUGGCAAAUUCAUAUAUGUCCUUUUCCACAUCAUAUGCUGAUUCUGGGUUAUGGGGUAUGUAUUUAGUUUUGGACUCGAAAGAGCAUGAUGCUAAGAAAAUCAUAGAUGAAAUAAUAAAAGAAUGGCGUAGAAUCAAAUCUGGUAACAUCUCAGAUGUUGAAGUAAAUAGAGCUAAGGCACAAUUGAAAGCUGCCUUAUUGUUAUCCUUGGAUGGGACCACAGCAAUUGUUGAAGAUAUGGGAAGACAAUUUGUCACGACAGGGAAAAGACUAUCCCCUGAAGAAGUUUUCGAAAAGGUUAAUCAAAUUACAAAAGAUGAUAUUGUCAAAUGGGCAAAUUAUAGAUUGCAAGAUAAACCAGUCUCUAUGGUAGCGUUAGGUAAUAUCAAGACUGUGCCAGGAAUAUCAUACAUUGAAGAAAAAUUGAAUAAAUAA